Botrytis cinerea B05.10 is the source of this 1733-nucleotide messenger RNA. RefSeq lists its product as hypothetical. Lineage: Eukaryota; Fungi; Ascomycota; Leotiomycetes; Helotiales; Sclerotiniaceae. The record is from RefSeq and is a predicted model, not a curated record. Gene Ontology annotation, molecular function: FAD binding. The transcript has a single exon. The coding region runs from base 71 to 1570 and encodes 499 amino acids.
GAUUCAAAUCAAACAUCCUUUCAUCCUAUCACAUUGAUAUAUUCUGUUCAGUGUUUCCUCCAUCUACAAUAUGUCAGAUAAUUUCGACGUUGUCAUUGUUGGCUGUGGUCCCGUCGGUCUAUUCCUAGCAUGCGAGCUUCGCCUCGGUGGUCUCUCAGUCCUCAUAGUCGAGCGCCGCAAAGCAGGCGAGAUGGGCGCCGGCUCUCGUGCUUGCAUCGUGCAUGGACGAACCCUCGAGAUCAUGGAAGCCCGUGGUCUGCUUGAAAAGAUGCUCGGUUUGGGAGAAUUGACCAAUUGGUGGCAUUUCGGAAUCCUCGAAACUCGAUUGGACUACAGUGUCUUCGGGAACGAAACCAAGCAGAACCGGGUGCUCAUUCUUCCCCAGUACAGUACUGAGGACAUCUUGAAGCAACGAGCUGAAAAGCUUGGGGUCAAUUUCAUCAUUGGGACAGUUGUCGAAUCUUUGGAACCGUCGGCCACCUCCGUAACUGUUAAAGGGACAUCUGUCGAUGGAACCUCAUUCAUGGUUACCUCAAAGUAUCUCGUUGGGGCGGAUGGUGUUCAUAGUAUGGUCCAAAGAGCUGCGGGUUUCGACUUCGAGAAAUCGAGCAUUGGAACCAAUACUAUGAUAACCGGAGAAGUUUCCUUGGGGGCCGAGGUAUGCAUUCCAUAUGUCGUUAAAAAUGAUAAAGGGGUGGUGAUCGCGGCUCCGCUCGAUAAAGCCCGUGAGCGAGUUCGCAUUGGCGCUUGGGUGGCGUCACGACCCAAUAUCCCAGCAUCAACACCAUUAGGCUUGGAAGAGUUCAAUCAAACUUUGGAGGAAGCUUCUGGAAUCGAUUGGAAGUGCUAUAACCCUGAAAUGCUGUAUCGUUUUACGAAUGCAACUGGCAUAGUCAAAAAUUAUCGCAAAGGGCGUAUAUUCCUUGUCGGCGAUGCGGCUCAUCAUCACCUUCCCGCUGGUGGGCAGGGGCUCAAUCUCGGACUUCAGGAAGCAUUCAAUCUGGGUUGGAAACUGGCUGCUGUGGUCCGCGACAAUGCCCCGGAAUCCCUUCUUGAUACAUAUCAGACCGAGAGAAUCGAUAUCGCAAAGAGCGUUGUCAAGAACACCACUGCUCAGAGUCUCCUCUUCUUCGCAAACACUCAACCCGAGCUAGAAAUGCGAGGUACAAUGAACAAGCUACUUAGUGUUCCCGAAGGUAAUCGGGCGCUGGCUUGGGAGAUAAGCGGUUUCUGGAUCACUUACCCAAAACCUCUGGAUAUGAUUGCUCCGGUCGGAUGGGAGGCUCUCCCAGAAGAGCUAGCCGGAAAGCGUGCCCUUGAUGUCAAGAUUCGUGGCCCAACUAACGAGGAAAAGUGGCUCAGCGAGUAUUCCACAGCAGGGAAAUGGGUUCAGCUUCAGUUCCUGGAUCGGCUUUCUGGAAAGACGCCAUCGCUACCGGCGUUCGACAAUAUGACGGAGGUUGUAGAGGUGAAGGAGAUCUUGGAGGGGCCUGGAGCAAUAUACCAGGAGAGCGGUUUGAGUGAGAUACUUAUUCGGCCAGAUAGUUAUUUGGGUUUUGGAAAGCGUUAAGGUCUAGGUGUAAUGCCUUCUUUUUCUGUUAGUAUUCUCUUGCAUACUUCUAAGUAUCUCAACAAUUUAAGACCUAGUUACGCCCUUCUUCUGGAACCGCUUCUUUUAAUUUCUAUAGUUUUCAGCAUCUUAAUCCACUCCUUUAUAAAAAGGCGCUCUCUCA